AAUAUCGAAAUAGUUAGUAACGCAUAUACCUGCGGAAGCUGGUAGCAUUCAAGCCAUAAUACGUUUCCUAAUCGGUUACGAGUCCUCGAACAUGAUUUGUCCAUAAUUAACUUUUUAGUCUGUUGCGAUCAUUCCCCAGCCUGGUUAAGAUCGGUGAAACCACUUUUUGAAGGAUUAACUAGUUAAAUUGGGAUUCCAAGCAACUUAUCGAAAAUAUGAAGUUUUGUUUCGGCGCCAUUUUGCUAGCACUCGCAGGUAUUGCUUGCGGCCAAGACUGUAAUUUUGAUGCCAAUCGUACAUCGAAUCAAAGAUGUGGAUGGUCAAAUGACUACGAGGACGACUUCGACUGGUCGGUCAGACGAUUACCAUCCCCUACCCCGUUUACAGGACCGUCAGGAGACCAUACUACAGGAAGUGGUAACUUCAUCUACACCGAAGCGAACGGGAGGGAUCCAGGUGAAAGAGCGAGGAUCUACAGUCCUUUCCCGUCCCCAGCUAAUGAGGCAGGCACAGAUAUGACGUUGAUCUCCUUUUGGUACAGCAUGUGGGACGCCUUUGAUGGAGGUUCUCCAAUUCCCGGGACCAAUAUGGGAACUCUCAAUGUCUACAUCGUCUAUAAUGACGAGAAGGUUGAGCUAGACCCACCGAUCUGGUCGCGGUCAGGAUCCCAGACCGACAGAUCAGAACAGUGGAAGGAAGCUAGGAUUCUCUUUACGGCCUCUCAUCCAUUUCGGAUCAUAUUUGAGGGUGUCAUCGGUGAAGGAGAGAGAUCGGACAUUGGCAUUGACGAUAUAGUCAUCACACAACCGAAGAUGCCCACCUCAUGUGACUUUGAGGGCAGUGAGAUGGGUGAUCUGUGCUUCUUUUACCAAGAGGACCUGGAAGAUGACUUCGACUGGACCAGACACUCUGGUGAAACGCCCUCUCUCGACACUGGACCGCGCAGUGAUCACACCUUCCAGAAUAAUUCAGGGCAUUACAUGUACAUCGAAACCACGCGCCCAAAUGGACCAUCUGAAGCCAACCUAACAUCUGUCCAGUUCUUCAAGCAAAAGUCCUUUCCAAGUAAUGAAUCUACUAUGUGUUACAUCGACUUCUAUUACCAUGCUUUUGGUGAACAUGUCGGCGAGCUGCAAUUAUAUAUUAAAAUGAUGAUAUCUACGAAUGGGUGGAGGGGAUUUCCUAUUCCCAUUGUAUCACCUGGACAGAGCAAUGAUACAUGGGUCCACGUAAACUUUCAUCUGCCUAUAAACGACAAAGCAUAUUACACGCUUGAAUUCAUUGGAUCACGGGGCGAUGGAAACCUAGGGGAUAUUGCUAUUGAUGACAUAUCACUUAGUGACGGAUGCUUUGCCUCAGAUCCGUGUGGAAGCAAUCCUUGUCUUAAUGGAGGAGCUUGUACAACCCUCGAAUCUGCAGGUACUAAUUAUUACUGCCGUUGUCUAAUAGGAUGGGAAGGAGAGCUUUGCGAAACAGAAAUUUACUACUGUGAAAACAACCCCUGUGGAGAGGGUUACAUUUGCCAUGAGGAGGGUUACGGAUACAUUUGCCUGUGUCCAGAAGGCUACACGGGUUAUUAUUGCGAUGAAAAAAUUGAACCCCCUGAGCCAAUCGACAUCCGAAUCGAUGGCGUCGAUCCCGAGAUGAUCCCGGUCAUCAUCGGCUCUUGCAUCGGGUCGUUCAUUCUGAUUGUCACGGCAGCUUGGUUCACGGCCACCUGCAUCAAGAACGACGGUUACAGGCGGAAGGAGGAAGUCAUCGAAGGUAUGAAGAACGUCGAUGCAGAGGAAGGCGAGUCCAACGCAUAUGUCAACACCACAUACAACCCGGAAGAUCCCGAUGACGAAGGCCAGAAUGUCCCCGGUCCGUCGGCUUUGGACAAGGAGAAAGGUGUCGAGGUAGAAAAGGAGGUUCUCGACGGAUCGGAUGUGAAAGAGAAGACGACUAGUGACGAUUUGGGUGAGCCUAGCGAGGUAAAAGCUGUCAAAGCACAUGACUACGAAGACGUGAAACCCAAGCCAAGUAGUUCUGAAAACAAAACCGAAGAUCAGGAGAAGAGGGGAGACGUGGUCGAGGACGUGAAAGAAGUCAUGAAAACAGACAAUGAUCAUGAGAAUGUCAAGGAGGUGGAAUCUAAACCGGAAGCCCCUAUGUACGAAGACGUCCGUGAAGUCGAGAAGGUGACGCCUACAGAUUUGUCUACAAAAUAUGAUGAAGAUUCCCCACCACAAACGUCAGAGGAAAACAAGGAAGGGGUGGUCUAUACAACAUCACUUUGAAAGCCCGAUUUGUAUCGUCCAUUCUCCAUAUAGGCUAUGGUACUUUGAUACUUGACCCAAAAAAAAGACAAAGCAAAUUAAAAGAUAAUGUUACAAAGCCCCCCCCCCCCUCCCCCCCCCCCCCCCAUUAAGAAAUAAGGAUUUAAAAAAUAGAAAAGGGAAGAUUUAAGAAUGAUGAAGCUAUAACAAAGAGAAGGCUUAGUCAUGAAAGUCUUUUUUACAUCUGUCACUUCGAUUGAGGAAAAAAUUACGUCACUUUGUAUGUCGCCUUGCCCCCACCCCCCAAAAUAAAUUGGCACCGCCCCUAAUGAUAAGUUUUUUACAUCGAAUUUGUCAAGCAACGCGAGGCAUUGAGCAUGCCCAAUAUUGAUUAACGUUGCCUGACAUAUCAAAUAUUCUUGACAACGAUGCGGAUCCCCCCAUACCGUCAUUCGCCAGGAUGGACAAACAGUGUGUGCUUGUUUUGUUUAUUGCGGUGAUUCACUUCCAUCGAUAUAAAAAAAAAAUGGAUAGAGCAACAACGCGGUCUUUUGAGGCCACUGGAAACACUUAAAAGUUCUCCAAAAGGUCAAGCGCGCACAAAGUUCCACACUUUUCCUCUUGCGCGUGUGUGUGUGUGCGUGCUGUUUCUCACACGUCGGUAUGUCACCAUAUACUGUUGACUGUGUCACGGGAUAGAUUUUCUGUAGCUUUAAGGUCGUGUGUGAGGCAAUAUUGGACGUGAUCUAUCCAGUUUUUAUAUCAUUGUUCACUUGUCCCAAUUUGUAUGCCGUGAACACAAAGCAGUCCUGAUGACGUACUUCUGUCGCAGUUCACUAGUGAACGCCUGAAUCAAAAAGUCCAGGGAAUAUUUUGAAGACCAGUGUAUUGCCCUUGUGUUUUGUUGGUCGCAGUAUUAAAUUUCGUUUUCAUUGUUCAAUAACGCCCUCACCUACUCCCAAAUAGUCUCAAAUUAACUUAUGGAUAUGGAUUUUGCUCGCCAGGACUCAUUGAGGUAUUUUCACGUGCCCUAACCUAUAACCCAUUUUACUAGGAUAUAGAGAACGGGGAAUACUGCUUUCCCAAAAUUCUCAGAAAAAUACUUAAUUCAUCAGUAGGCAUUUAUAGGCCUGCUUGUCAAAUCAGGCUAGGUUGUCUCGAGGACUAACGCCAAAAGGAGACAGACUGAAAUACUUUGUGAUACGAUUUAUUUUCUUUUUCAAUUUUAAUAAAAAAUCUAAAGCAUUUUUCUAUCAAUAAAUGUAAUGCUAGGCAUUGAUACAAGACUACUCAUUUA
Lytechinus pictus (painted urchin) is the source of this 3555-nucleotide messenger RNA. Its product is annotated as MAM and LDL-receptor class A domain-containing protein 2-like. Gene Ontology annotation, cellular component: membrane. The record is from RefSeq and is a predicted model, not a curated record. The coding region runs from base 216 to 2279 and encodes 687 amino acids. The transcript has 10 exons. NCBI's taxonomy places the organism in Eukaryota, Metazoa, Echinodermata, Echinoidea, Temnopleuroida, Toxopneustidae.